Necator americanus (New World hookworm) is the source of this 1668-nucleotide messenger RNA. RefSeq lists its product as uncharacterized. NCBI's taxonomy places the organism in Eukaryota, Metazoa, Nematoda, Chromadorea, Rhabditida, Ancylostomatidae. Gene Ontology annotation, biological process: immune response; positive regulation of peptidase activity; positive regulation of apoptotic signaling pathway. The transcript is spliced from 16 exons. Gene Ontology annotation, molecular function: cysteine-type endopeptidase activity; cysteine-type endopeptidase activator activity involved in apoptotic process. Gene Ontology annotation, cellular component: lysosome. The record is from RefSeq and is a predicted model, not a curated record. Bases 1 to 1668 code for a protein of 555 amino acids.
AUGGUAGAACGUGCCAUACCCGACCACUCGCUGCAUCCACGAACAAGCGGUCGAGAAUCAAUGAGAUCUCCUCACCAGUCUUCUCAAGUAAAACCAAUGAAUAGGCUCCUUGGAGAGAAGGAACGAACAAGAGCGAUCUGUGCCUGCUCCAAGGAUGCUCCCUACUGUGAUACGUUGUUGAAUAAAAUUCACAAGACAGUUUCAAUAAGCACUAAAUGCAAGCAGUGGAUUGCAAUGUUGGAUGCAAACUAUUUUGCGUCUGAACUGUCUCUACCACCGGAGAAACGCAUCAUAACAAAAGAUUACUGUCCAACCAGCUGCAGUAAUUGCAAUUCGAUUCAGUCCACACCUUCCAUCAAGACUGCGAUUCCAACAACAUCAUCGCCACCUACUGGAACCACCCACCCGCCCACGUCUCCAUCAACGAUACCUCCGACUCCAGAUGACGUGCUGAAGGAAAUUCUCCAUAAUGAUGUGGAUUUCAGGCACCUAACCAGAGAUUACGAUAUCAAAAGUGAUGCAGAGGAUGGUAUUCUCCGUUAUGAAUUCUACAUAGUAAACAAAAAGAAGGUGACAGAGCACAAUCGUAUGUACGAAGCUGGUGAAACCAGUUACAAAAUGGCCGUCAAUCAAUUCUCGGUUGCGAAACCGGAUGAGUUGGCUCCGCUAGCACUGGCCCUUCCACCACCUACACCUCUGAAUGAUGCCGUCCAAGGCAUACAACGUCAGAAACGCCAAACAAGAAAUGAUACGGUUGAUUUUCGACAUUAUAUGCAGCCCGUAGUUAAUCAGAUGAAUUGUGGCGGAUGCUGGGCAUUUGCUAUGACUUCCACUCUCGAAGGAUUCUUUGCUAUGAAUGGACACAGCAUUCCUCCUCUUUCGGUGCAAGAGCUUCUUGACUGUGAUCGAAAUGUGAGCACCAAAUACGGUGUGGGCAAUGUGGGCUGUGGUGGUGGUUACUUCCAGGUGGCAGCCGAAUAUCUGCAGAAGAAAGGUGCUACUUCAGAAGCUGAAUAUUCUUUCGUAGGAAAGGAGUCGUCAACAUGUCAGUUAUCUUCAGCUGCAGUCAUACCGCGAAUGAAAAGUUUCGAUUCGGGCUACGUCUCUGCAUUGAACGAUUCUGCAUAUGCUUUACUUAAUACGGCCUUGGAGGAACGUGUACGUAGGGGUCCGGUAGCUGUGGGAAUGGCUGUAAACUCAAAUAUCUAUAGUUACUCCGAAGGAAUCUUUGACGGCGAGUGUGGAACAACCAUUAAUCAUGCAGUGGUAAUUGUUGGAUUUACUCCGCAGUACUGGAUCGUCAGGAACAGUUGGGGUUCCUCGUGGGGAGAAGCAGGUCAUAUCCGAAUUCUUCGUCAACCAACCGACCCUUGCAAACUCACAAGAUACUGGUCACAACCUAUCGCGACUGCGACGUGGACCCAAGGAAAUGCAGUCGUUGUCCCACCUAUGCAGUCUACUACCUCAGUCCCGAAUUUACAGGACUGUUGUGACGGCGCUUGCUGCGAGGAGUGCACUUGCAACGACGAUGAUGAUGAUGACGAUGAUGAAUAUACUAUCUCUGGAAUGGAAAAGUUGAGAACCACAACGAUAACUACGGAUGUGAAUUUUGGAGUUGAUAGAGCCUGGAAAAAAGAAAAACAAAAGCAGAAGACGCAAAAGCUUUAA